AUGCUGGGAAAUGUGGUACUGCUUGUGGGGUUCCUCAUCCUGGGGAUCUCUGCCAGCUUUGAUCAAUUCACAGACAUUAACAAGAAACUGAAGGCUUUCGCCAUGUCUGUGGAACAUGUUGUGUACCAGUUCAAGGACCCAUUUGCUUACAAGUUCCUGCAGAUUUGGCAGAGCAAGGGUCAGGCUCCACCGUUCUUCUUUGCAGUUACUGAGACAUACUUCAUAGACCUGGAGAUGGGCCGCACAGUGUGCAUGAAGAAUGACGAAGACUUCGACAACUGCCCUCUGCAACAUGGCUCAGGAGAGAGGAAGGUGCGCUGCACCUAUUUUGUGAAGGCUGUGGAGUGGUUAACCGAGCUUUCCAUUGUGAACAGUACCUGUGCUCCGACCUCGAUGGGGAAGAGCUGA
Cavia porcellus (domestic guinea pig) is the source of this 408-nucleotide messenger RNA. Its product is annotated as cystatin-12-like. Gene Ontology annotation, molecular function: cysteine-type endopeptidase inhibitor activity. The record is from RefSeq and is a predicted model, not a curated record. Lineage: Eukaryota; Metazoa; Chordata; Mammalia; Rodentia; Caviidae.